Molecule: messenger RNA, 652 nt
Organism: Adineta steineri
Lineage: Eukaryota; Metazoa; Rotifera; Eurotatoria; Adinetida; Adinetidae
Source: the annotation of a GenBank genome assembly
AUGGUUGAUGAAGUCAUUCCGUACUGUUUCCGUCCAGUAAACUAUUUCGAAGGAUCACCCGAAACCUCCGUUCAUCCGCUUUCGCAAAAACUAAGUUUCGAACAAUUACGUCUGGCUCAUAUUACCGCAGAACAACUUCUGUCGUGGUCAAUUUCGAUUGAUGUAGCUCAGCGAUAUCAAUUAUAUUUAAUUGAACCGAAUGCUGCAUUGAAUGAGAAUCUCUACAAUUGUACUGAACCGUGGUUUGGUCCUCGAUGCCAAUAUUCGUUUCCUUUCGGCGGACGUAGAUCUUUCAACCAAAUUGUUAAAGAGGCUUUUCAUCGAAGAAUAUCAUUUCCCGAAUCAUCUGAAGUGAUAGUACAAGUGCCAUGCUAUGUUCUUCUCGAAUGCCAUCGUAAUGGACAGAGUUGGUGUCUUGAUUGGCGUGAAGUAUGUAACGGAAUCGUUGAUUGUUUUGACGAAGGUCUCGAUGAAGAAUAUUGUUUCGAUAUGGAAAUAAAUGAAUGUGAGAAAAAUGAAUAUCGAUGCCACAAUGGGUUAUGUAUAUCAAGCGAACUUUGGGAAGAGGGUGAAGGUGAUGCAGACUGUCUCGAUCGGUCCGACGAAGUGUUGGAUGCCUCCUAUAUAGAAUCCUGUUUCCAAGAUCCAACAU